Messenger RNA from Papilio xuthus (Asian swallowtail), 1876 nucleotides. Its product is annotated as potassium/sodium hyperpolarization-activated cyclic nucleotide-gated channel 2. The coding region runs from base 74 to 1756 and encodes 560 amino acids. Gene Ontology annotation, biological process: regulation of membrane depolarization; sodium ion transmembrane transport; potassium ion transmembrane transport. Gene Ontology annotation, molecular function: voltage-gated potassium channel activity. Lineage: Eukaryota; Metazoa; Arthropoda; Insecta; Lepidoptera; Papilionidae. The transcript is spliced from 8 exons. The record is from RefSeq and is a predicted model, not a curated record. Gene Ontology annotation, cellular component: HCN channel complex.
CUAAUAAGUUCCUAUAAUUCAUAAGAAGAUUGUUUAUAACGAAGCAAAGAUUUAAUUAAGUAUUUAGUAAAUAAUGUUUAUUUCAAGAUAUUCUAAGGUUUACGAAGCAACCGAAGGCGAGAUGAAAGCGGAUGCUUCGCACAGUUACUUCCAAGGACAUAAGUGUUGCCUUCCACCAGACAAGAUAUCCACUUACGAAAUACAUUGCAGUCGUUUUAGGAAAUUUAUUCUUAACCUUAUAUCGGUGCACGCCGGAGACGUCAGAGCCAAAAAUAUGUUCAGGUCUUACGCAGCUUUAUGUAUGGAAAGACAACGACAGUUCAAGCAUUAUCCGUUCUCCAUCCAUCCGUAUAGCAGGGUGCGACUGUGGCUGGAAGCUUUAUUUGUUGUUAUCAUGCUGUUGUCUAACAUCGGCAUUGCUGUUUUGAUCAGUAGAACUGAACCUAACGUACACGAUUACUUUAGUACUGCAGUCAAGGCUUUAGAUUUCUUCUAUAUCUUCAAUGUUUUCUUUAAUUUUUUCACCGGCUAUAUAGAAGGCAAUACUUGUCAACGAGUAGUGUUAGAUCUUAGGAAGAUCGCUAGGAAGUACGCUUGCACUUGGCUCCUCGUUGAUGUGACGUCAUCUUUGACUUGUCUGGAUUUGUUCUACGAAACUCGCAACGUUGUAGUCUGCCUUGUGUUGGGAUCUCUGAAGAUAUUAAGAAUGCUGACUCUUUAUAUGUACGUGAAGAAUUUGGUCACGGUACUGAAAAUCGGGAUCCUAUCACGGACUCUAGUAGAAUCGAGUCUAUUUAUUUUGUCAUAUUUGACGUGGAACGUGUAUUUCCAAUUUAUGGUGGAGUAUAUGCAAGAACAAUGCUAUACGCCGGUACAUCCAAGAAAUUGUUCAUGGUUGUCGAUAGGAAAACUAUGGAAUCAAACAUCGACAACGAGAUUUGUUUAUUCUUUUGAUAGAGCUGUGGGCAUGUUACGAGGCAACGCUAACUUGAAUCUUUUAAAAACCGAAGGAUGUUUUGAAAACUUUUUUAUAGUGGCCUGGGUAAUUGCUAAGAUUAUAGUUUUACACUGCGCUUUCAAAUACAUAAUUGCACUCUUCGGGUCUGAGUCCGCGCGAGCCAAGUACUUCAUGAUGCAGCAGCAAAUAGAAACAUACAUGAACCAGAGGAAGUAUCCCUCAAACAUCAAGAAGAAAAUCAUCAAGUUCUACUCUCUACGGUUCCAGUCUCACUUCUUUGUUGAGUCUCGCAUGAUGUCUUGUGUGUCUGGGCAGUUGCGUGAAGACUUGAUAAUGUACAGUGGUCGUCAGUUGAUGAGAGAUGUGGCCUUUCUGAAGCAUAUACCCCGAGCUCUGCUGUUGGAAGUGGGCUUGAGAUUACAGAUGGUGUUAUUUAUUGCAGGCGAUGUUAUAAUGAAGAUAAAUACAAUUGGUGACUGUAUGUUCUUUAUUGACAAAGGUACAGUCGCGAUCUACUCUGAAUCUGGUAGGGAAGUGUGUCAUUUAGAAGAUGGAGAUUUCUUCGGGGACAUUGCUCUAACAAUGAAACACAAACUACGAACAGCUACUGCUGUAGCUGUCACCAAUUGUGAACUAUUUAAAUUGAAUAAAGAAGACUUUGAUAGUACAAUAGCUUGCUAUCCAACUGUUUAUGAAGAGAUUGAGAAAGUUGCGGCAAGCAGAUUAGAAAGAACUCAAGUGUUAGACGAACAUCAUAAGGCGGAGAGUAAGAUGCUUCACAAUUAUGAAAACAUGUAAUUAAUUAUAAUUUCAAUUUGUUAAUAUGGAUACAUAAAUAUGGAUAUCAUUCAGUACUUCCAACAUUCGCAAAUACUAUGAUCUAUAUAUAUUAAUAAACGUUGGAGUGUCUGCAUGUGA